Messenger RNA from Pangasianodon hypophthalmus (striped catfish), 1023 nucleotides. It is a transcript of the gene polr2ea, whose product is annotated as RNA polymerase II, I and III subunit E, a. Gene Ontology annotation, cellular component: RNA polymerase I complex; RNA polymerase III complex; RNA polymerase II, core complex. The record is from RefSeq and is a predicted model, not a curated record. The coding region runs from base 148 to 780 and encodes 210 amino acids. Gene Ontology annotation, biological process: DNA-templated transcription. The transcript is spliced from 8 exons. Gene Ontology annotation, molecular function: DNA binding; DNA-directed RNA polymerase activity. Lineage: Eukaryota; Metazoa; Chordata; Actinopteri; Siluriformes; Pangasiidae.
GUCCUAAUGUUGGUGACGUCACUUACCGGAAGUGAUUUUCAGUCGUGUGUUUCGUUUGAAACGGUAGAUAAUUAUCUAGCGCUGUAAAACAUACGCAUAUUAAGAGUUAAAGGACUUGUGUGAUAAUAGUUAAUUAUUUAAAGCAUCAUGGAUGAUGAAGAGGAGACUUACCGCCUGUGGAAAAUCCGGAAGACGAUAAUGCAGCUCUGCCACGAUCGAGGAUACUUGGUGACGCAGGAUGAGUUGGAUCAGACGCUGGAUGAGUUUAAAAGUCAGUUUGGGGACAAGCCGAGCGAGGGCCGUCCUCGGAGGACAGAUCUCACGGUGCUCGUGGCUCACAACGACGAUCCCACUGACCAGAUGUUUGUCUUCUUCCCAGAGGAGCCCAAGGUGGGAAUUAAAACCAUCAAAAUGUACUGCCAGCGCAUGCAGGAGGAGAACAUCACCCGCGCCAUUAUUGUGGUCCAGAUGGGCAUGACACCUUCUGCUAAACAGUCGCUGGUGGACAUGGCACCGAAGUACAUCCUGGAGCAGUUUCUCCAGCAAGAGCUGCUCAUCAACAUCACAGAGCACGAGCUGGUCCCUGAGCACAUUGUGAUGACGAAGGAAGAAGUGACAGAGCUGCUAGCGAGAUAUAAGCUGAAGGAGAGCCAGUUACCCAGGAUUCAAGCCGGAGACCCGGUGGCUCGAUAUUUCGGGCUGAAAAGAGGCCAGGUGGUGAAGAUCAUCCGGCCGAGUGAGACUGCAGGUCGUUAUAUAACCUACAGACUUGUACAGUGAAGCUGCAGUGGUUAUCCAUUAGGAGCUGAUAUUCUUCAAGCUGGAGGUGAUGAGGUGUGUUUCUGUGACCUUUAGUCUCAGUUACAGUGGGUGCAACUCAGUAACAGAUUGAACUACUACAUAAUUGUAGUUGUAUCAGAAAGGAAAGUUUUGGGACAGUUGUAUAUUCAUUUCAUUUAAAACUAAAUUGUAGUUGUAACAAUUGCUGAAUUUUGUAAUAAAGUGUCUUAAAAUUUUUGUUGA